AUGGAGAAGUUUUAUAAAAGAAAAUUACGAUCAGAAGAACAAGACUCAAUUUCUCAGCAGCAAUAUAUUGCGUGUAAUUUGGAAGAGUUGCCGUCGGAUCCUGGAAAACGUCCUAAAAUGUCAGCAUAUCAUCCGAAUAAUCAAGAGAUAAUACGUCGAACAUAUUUACAAAGAGAACCAUGUCAACCUACUCAACACAAUUUUCCCCAAAGAAGAAUUGGAAAUUUAAUGAGAAGAUUUUGUUCCCCAUGGUUUAACGAAUUUGGAAAUUGGUUAGAGUAUAGUAUAGAUAAAGAUGCCGCAUUUUGUUUAUGUUGUUAUCUUUUUAGACCCGAUUUUGGAAAGCAAUCGGGUGGUGAUACAUUUGUAACAGAGGGAUUCACAAGUUGGAAUAAAAAAGCUAAACUUGCAUCACAUGUUGGAGGCCCUAAUUGUGCUCAUAACAUUGCUUGGAAGAAAUGUGAAGAUUUGAUGAAUCAAAAUCAACAUAUUGAAGUUGUGAUAUCUAAACAAUCUAAACAAACUCGUGACUUGUAUCGAAGGCGGUUGACAGCAUCACUUGAUUGUCUUCGCUAUCUAUUGAAGCAAGGGUUGGCUUUUCGCGGUCACGAUGAAUCAAUAGAAUCUUAUAAUCAAGGAAACUUCCUUGAAAUGCUUAGAUGGUAUGCUGACAAAAAAAAGAAAGUGAGACGAGUUGUAUUAGAAAAUGCUCCAAAAAAUCUAAAAAUGACUUCUCCAUCAAUUCAAAGAGAUAUCAUUAAAGCGGCGGCUUUGGAAACUACCAAAGCAAUUAUUAAUGACCUUGGAGAUGAAUUGUUUUCUAUUCUUGUUGAUGAAUCCAGGGAUAUAUCUGAUAAGGAGCAAAUGGCUGUUGUUUUGCGUUAUGUUAACAAAGAUGGAAUUAUUGUUGAACGGUUUUUGGGUAUUGCUCAUGUUAAAACUACAACAUCCUUGUCAUUGAAAAUGGCCAUAGAUGAAUUGUUAUGCAAACAUGGACUUACUACUUCUAGAAUUCGAGGACAAGGUUAUGAUGGUGCGAGUAACAUGCAAGGAAAGAUUUUUGGUCUUAAGAGUUUGAUAUUAAAGGAAAGUCCAUGUGCAUUUUAUGUACAUUGUUUUGUUCAUCAAUUGCAACUUACAUUAGUUGCUAUUGCUAAAGAUCACCUUCAAGUUUGCUCUCUUUUUAGCUUAAUAUCCACUUUAUUAAAUGUUGUUGAGGGAUCUUGCAAAAGGAAUGACAUGCUACAUGAAGGACAAAUGAUGAAGGUUCGAGAUGCUUUGGAAAAUGGAGAAAUUGUUAGUGGAAAAGGUUUGAAUCAAGAAACUAGCCUCAAGCGACCUGCUGAUACUCGUUGGAGUUCUCACUAUGCCACUUUGGUGAAUUUGAUAUUGAUGUAUAGUUCUGUUACAAGUGUUCUUGAAACUUUGAGAGAUGAUGUAUCCGCUAAAGAUGCAAGAGGCGAAGCAAAUGGUCUUUUACUUUUAAUGGAUAAUUUUAAUUUUGCACUCACUUUGCAUUUGAUGAAAAAUGUCUUAGGUACUUCAAAUGAGUUGUCUCAAGCAUUGCAAAAGAAAGAUCAAGGCAUCAUCAGUGCCAUGAACUUGGUUAACAUCACAAAGAAAAGAUUACAAAAUCUUAGAGAUGAUGGGUGGGAACCUUUAUUGGAAGAGGUAUGUUUAUUUUGCAUUGAACAUGAUAUUGACAUUCCGAAUAUGGAUGAUAUAUUCUUUAGUGGUAAAUCAAAGCGCGGAAGUGAUUCUCAUUCUAUCACAAUAAGGAAUCACUAUCGCAUUGAAUUAUUUUAUACUGUUGUGGACAUGCAGCUUCAAGAACUUAACAAUCGUUUUAAUGAGACAAAUAGUCGAUUGCUCAUUUGUAUGGUUUGUUUGUGUCCAAGUAACUUGUUCUCUACUUUUGACAAGGCAAAAUUGAUGGAAUUUGCAAAGUUUUAUCCAAGUGAAUUUUGUCCGACUAGUUUGGUGAUGCUUGAUAAUCAACUUGAGACUUACAUAAUUGAUAUGCGUACGAGUGCUGAAUUUGCAUCUUUGAAAGGAAUAAGUGAUCUUUCGAAAAAGUUGGUUGCAACUAAAAGGCAUAUUGUUUAUCCAUUACUUUAUAAGCUUUUGAAGUUAGCAUUGAUUUUACCUGUCGCCACAGCAACUGUUGAACAAUCCUUUUCUGCUAUGAAGAUUUUGAAGACUAGAUUGCGUAACCGAAUAGGAGAUGAGUGGAUGAACAAUUGUCUUGUAACUUAUAUUGAGAAAGAUGUGUUCUCUAAAGUUGAUAAUGAGUUGAUUAUUCAACGGUUUCAAAACUUGAGACCGCAUAGAGGACAAUUAUAG
Molecule: messenger RNA, 2343 nt
Organism: Vicia villosa (hairy vetch)
Lineage: Eukaryota; Viridiplantae; Streptophyta; Magnoliopsida; Fabales; Fabaceae
Exons: 1
Coding region: 1-2343 (780 amino acids)
Molecular function (GO): protein dimerization activity
Source: RefSeq, a predicted model, not a curated record